AUGGAGAUUACGGAUAUUACGAAGCUUUUGGGAUGGAUUUUCUACUUGAUUGGGCAAAGUUUGUACAAUAAUUUGGUGCCAUACGAGUGGAAGAAGAAGAAGGAUCUCAGGGGAAAGGUAAAGCAGUCAUCUCGUUUCCUAUAUUUUCCCAAAAAAAUCUUAUAAUUUUUGUGAAAAUUUACAAAAAUAUUAUACGUCAAUUGUCAAAGAAAAGGCGUUUUUCGUCCACAAAGUAUCCAAAAAAGCCUCCUUCGACCGCAAAAUCUCACAGUAUUUUUGCUCUAAUAAUACGGCAUUGAGUUCUUUGUGAUUUAGAGAGUACUUUUAACCGGUGGUGGAAGUGGAAUUGGAGCUGCAAUGGCCAAAAGAUUGGCCCAAGAAGGAUGUCAUCUGGCGCUUUGGGAUAUCAACGAAAAAGGACUGGAAACGACAAAAAAGGAGGUGGAGAAAUAUGGGGUUGAUGUAAGUUUAACUUGGUAAUGCUGUUUAGCACCAGUAUUUGACUCUGCUUUACACCUCUUUACAUUCGAUUCGGGUUGACUAUGCAGCUAUUUGUACCUCUGUGUAAAAAGGAGAAAAGAUGACCUAUGGAGACAAGACGAUAAUACCAAAAAAGACAGAUAUAAUUUUUUAGGUCUAUAUUCAAGCUGUCGACAUCUCCAAGGAAGAGAACGUCAACAAAGCUGCCGAUGUGCUGCGAGAAAACUUUGGUGACAUCGAUAUUCUCUACAACAAUGCCGGAUUAGUCAACAACAGCUACUUUUUGGACACUAGCACCGCCGCCAUGGAAAGGCUCGUUAGGGUUAUGCUUCUUUCUCAUUUUUACGUAAGCAAUAUUAAACAUUUAUCAUUUUGUUAGACUGUAAAACAAUUUCUUCCCAAAAUGAUCGAACGCAACGAAGGCCAUAUUGUUGCAACGGGUUCUGUUGCUGGUCAUCUUGGCCUGGCCGGUAAGUCGAUCCGAAUAAAAAUCAUCUCUCCUUGUAGAAAUUGCCGACUACUGUGCCGCGAAAUUCGGUGUUCGCGGCUUUAUGGAAUCACUCUACAAUCAAAUGGUAAUUCUUGGCCACGACGGGAUCGAAUUCACUACAAUUUGCCCAUGGUAUGUGAAAACCCCGCUGUUGGACGGCCAACAACAUUUCCAUCAAGCCUUUCCGGCUGUAGAAUUGGAUGGCCUUAUUGAAAGGAGUAUUCAAGCGAUCAAACUGAACGAAAGAGAGGUGUUAUACCCGGCCAAACUGAAUGUUUGGAUGGCUAUUAAAGCUUGUUUCCCAUUGGCCGUGCAAAGGAGUAUCCUAUUGGGGAAGUUGUGCUGGUCUUGA
Bursaphelenchus xylophilus (pine wood nematode) is the source of this 1322-nucleotide messenger RNA. NCBI's taxonomy places the organism in Eukaryota, Metazoa, Nematoda, Chromadorea, Rhabditida, Aphelenchoididae. The record is from the annotation of a GenBank genome assembly.